UGGAAGCAACCUUUCACCGUCAUACUGGACUCCUCCCCAAGCUACACAAUGGACUUUAACUCAAUCAGGCUCCGAAACAGGAGAGAAAACACACAGAACUAAGUGAUUCAGCACACAAUUUUUUCACAGUGACAAUUUUGACAUCGGUUUGCAAUAAUGAGUGUGAAACCCCUUGUUGUGAACGUGGACAAAUGGAUUGCAGAGAAUGAGAAAGCUUUUUUGCCACCGGUGUGCAAUAAACUCAUGCAUUUGUCACAGCUGAACAUCAUGUUUGUCGGAGGUCCCAACAUCAGAAAGGACUACCACAUAGAGGAAGGGGAGGAGCUCUUUUACCAGUUGAAAGGGGACAUGUGUCUGAAGUUGGUUGAGAAUGGCAAACAUAAGGAUGUGCGUAUCCGCGAGGGGGAGAUGUUUCUGCUCCCAGCUCGGAUCGCCCACUCCCCCCAGAGACAGGCUAACACUGUGGGGCUGGUGGUGGAGAGAAGGAGGCUUCAGUCAGAGACCGACUGUUUAAGGUACUAUGUGGACAACACUUCAGACACCCUUUUUGAGAGAUGGUUUUACUGUGAAAACCUGGGGACCCAGCUGGUGCCACUGAUUCAAGAGUUCUUUGCGUCGGAGCAGCACAGAACAGGCAAGCCAAACCCAGAUGAGGUCUUCAGACAGCCUCCCUUCCCCAUGAACACCAUGCAUGUGAUGACCCCCUUCCACUUUAGAGACUGGGUGGACAAACAGCAACCCUCACUGGCCAGUGGACGGCCCAUAGACAUGUUUGGGGCCCAGUUUGAGACAGAGACCCUCCUGUAUGGGCCCGGGCAGACAGAGGCUUGUGAACGAGAAACUGAUGUCUGGAUAUGGCAGCAGAAGGGAUCCUCCCAUGUGACUCUGGAUGGCCAAGAGUUCCCUCUAUCCACAGGAGACAGUCUACUCAUUCCUGGACACAGCCAGUACCAAUGGAGUCGGGCUGAGGGGAGCGUUUCCCUGUUUGUUGCUCAGAACCCAGAGAGAAAGCGUGCAUGACCUCUGAUGACCCCACUCUCUUCUGUGACACACAAGGAAAAAGGAGGGUCAGCAAAAGAGAUUGUAUGCUCUUUUGCUACAGAGAGCAUAAUUAUAACCGUCAUAAAUUACGCUGAAGAAUAACUCUGCAAUGAACUCAAAGAUCAGAUAUGGAGAGGUAGAGUAAAACAGGGAGUAAAACUAUUUGUUUUUUUCAGAACAAAUUACAAUAGAACAUCUUCACAAACAUAAUUUAAAUAAUAAACUUGAUUAAGUUGCAGUA
Messenger RNA from Oncorhynchus masou masou (cherry salmon), 1282 nucleotides. RefSeq names its product 3-hydroxyanthranilate 3,4-dioxygenase (gene haao). Gene Ontology annotation, molecular function: iron ion binding; 3-hydroxyanthranilate 3,4-dioxygenase activity. The record is from RefSeq and is a predicted model, not a curated record. Gene Ontology annotation, biological process: quinolinate metabolic process; 'de novo' NAD+ biosynthetic process from L-tryptophan. Gene Ontology annotation, cellular component: cytoplasm. The transcript is spliced from 10 exons. The coding region runs from base 157 to 1020 and encodes 287 amino acids. Lineage: Eukaryota; Metazoa; Chordata; Actinopteri; Salmoniformes; Salmonidae.